This is a messenger RNA of Bradysia coprophila, 2249 nucleotides long. It is a transcript of the gene pkaap, whose product is annotated as A-kinase anchoring protein pkaap. Gene Ontology annotation, cellular component: mitochondrion; plasma membrane. Gene Ontology annotation, biological process: intracellular protein localization. The record is from RefSeq and is a predicted model, not a curated record. Lineage: Eukaryota; Metazoa; Arthropoda; Insecta; Diptera; Sciaridae.
AACGUUAAAGUGUCAUCACUAUAACAUUUUCUUAUAUUGACGUCUACAAUUCACGGCAGAGAGAAAGAACACUGCACAAAUUCAAGGGAAAAAAAAACCAAAAUAAACAUAAAAUCUUCCGAAAAUGAUUGAAAUUCCAAUCCAAUUUUUGUUUACAAUAAUCUAGCCAAUUGAACAAUGUUGCAAUUCUUCAAGAAAGGUCGCAAACGUGACGACAAAUCGGAAUCGAACGAUAGCUGUGCUGGAAAUGAGGAUGAAAUAUUAUUGGAAGCUGAACAAUUUUAUGCAGACAGUGUAGAUUAUGAUUCCGAUAGUCCGAAUUCCAAUUUUUCCAAAACAAUUCUGCAAAUCAUAACGGACAAAAAUUGCCUCAGUUAUUUCGUUCAGUUUAUGGACUCAAAGAAAUCACUUCCGCCAGUUAAAUUUUGGCUAGAAGCUGAGAGUUUUAAAACGGCUGCCGAAGUUGACAUAUGCAACGACCAUACAACCGAACAAACCACUGAUGAUGUUGUCGACUCGUCAGCCGAACAGAAUUCCACUUCAAACAUAUCAACCGACGUUCCCAAUACAGUGCCAAAAUUGUCCGAAUCCCGAGACGAUAAACUAUUUAUUAAGAAGGAAGCAACUGUUGAUCUGAAGCAAUCGCAAUCCAUGACCGAAAUGAAUGAGAGCGACCUAACGAAACAUUUGCCGCUGACCGAUGACGAGAAGUCACAGCUGUACGAACAAAACAUUGUCAAACAGAAUCUCAAAAAUAAGCAAGAAUCUCUACACAUUCAAGAAGUGGAACGUAGUCGCCAGAUGGCGUUAAAGAAUCAGGAAAAACAGAAGCGAAUCAAUUUUCAAUCGUCGAUUGCAUCGGAUGCCAUUCGAAUUUUUAAAAAUUAUUUAACCACAAAAUCGCCCCAUUACAUUGAAGUGCCGGCUACAGUUGUCAACGAAAUUUCAUUGGCACUUUGUUCUCCCAGCAUAAACGACGAUUCGUAUCGGCCGAUUGCUGGGUUAUUUUCGGACGCUCAACUAUACGUACUGGAUAAUAUUGAAAAGGAGUACCUGAAUCAAUUCAUCGACAGCAGUUUCUACUGUAAAUACUGUGUUGACAUCUUAACCAGUGAACAUUUGAAAAUUCAAGACAUCCUCUGCUGCGAAGCGGCUCUAUUUUAUUUUAUGGAAUUCCUGGAACAGGAACACCAUCGAGAGUAUCUGGAUUUUUGGAUAGCAGCUACCAAUUUUAAGAAACAAUUCGAAAACAUUGCUACUUACGACAAACAACAAGCACAAACCGAUGCACUGGUGCUGUACGAAAAGUAUUUCUCGCUUCAAGCGACAAACUCUCUGCGGGUGUCUGACUCUGUUCGCUUCAAAAUUGAAGAACGAAUUUGCACGGAAUCUGAUCCGAUAAUGCACUGCUUCGAUUUGCCAUUGCUGAUAAUUGAGCGUUACUUGGAGCGGAAAUACUUCAAACAAUUCGUUACAUCGCAGUUGUUCUACAAACAUUUAUCGGAGCUGCUACAGAAAAUCGAUGGGGUGAGUGUGAAGAAAGAGCAGGACUUGUCUGCCAAAAAGUCUCGUCACCGUAAGACCUAUUCGGAUUGCAGCAGCGAUAAAGCGGAACUGUUUCGUCACAACACUAUAUCGUCACAAAAUACGUUAUUAGCCGAUGGUACGAAGAAAAAGAUGCACGCAGCACAAGCGGGUGGUAAUAUGCAAAUCGAUUCACGCCAAUUAAACAAUCCGGAUAUGUUGUGGCGACGGAAUUCAAUAUCCGGUUUGAAUUUCGGUCGAAUCGAUUCGUUCGGUCGAUACGAACGAGAUUUUGAUAUGGAACCGGGUCACGAAAAGGUGCUAACGAAGGGGAACAAGUUCCGUCAGGUUGUGAGAAAGUUGGUGAAUUUGCCGGAGGAAAAGGUGCAAGAGGAAAUUGCAUGGCAAGUGGCCGAAAUGAUUGUUAAAGAUAUCACAAAUAUUACGUUGAAUGGAUCGAACGGGUCGAAUGAACUGAAGGAUUUGCCGUCUUUAUGACUUGUGAUCGAUAGAGAAAUGAUAAUUAUUGAACGUUACGCUAUCUUCAGAUUGAUUUAUUUAAAGAAAAAUUAUUUAAAAUGCUCGGCACAAAUAUUUGCUCUAUUUUCGUUUUUUUUUGAGAAAUUUUUAUUUUAUUUUUUUUUCGUUUAGAAUUAAUACUUGAACCUAAAUACCUAACUGAUGAACCGAGAGAAUCUCUGAAUAAAUUAUAUUAAUUAUACAAA